UUACUCCCGCGAAAAUGAGGACACCUGACAACGUCGACUCCCCGAACUUGUUUCCAGGUGGUUUCGUGGUCGAAUGGGGGCUUGUUAGAGACUAAAAACAGCCCGGACAGGAACAAACCGCGUCCCGUCUUUAACGUUAGUUAAAGCCUUCAGCGGAUCAUCUCGACGCUGCUGCGCCAACUGGCGGACGGACGUUGGUUUUAGCGCCGUUGUUAUGAACGUGGUGCAUUGUGGGCUACAAAAUGUCUCCCAAGAGCGCUGGCUAACGCUACUUUGAGAGAGAUAACUGCGAAUAAAUAUACGUCUUGCUCUUCUUUCCGCCGCUGACGUGUCGGUGUUUAUAGAUGAUAAGCUAGCUAAGCUAGCUGCUGCCGCCAUGUCCACGAAAGCGGAGUCCAGGGUGUCCAGCUCCAGUUCCAGCUCCAGAACCGAUGAAAGGAAGAGAUCGAGCAGUACAGGUCGAGAAAAAACGAAACGGAAACGCAGUCGCAGUAGGUCUUCCUCGUCGUCCUCUUCUAGGUCAUCAUCAUCAUCUUCGUCCUCGUCGUCCUCUUCUUCGUCGGGCUCGUCAAACUCAUCCAGCAACAGUCGGAGUAGCUCUAGCAGUAGCGACUCUCACAGUAAAUCCAGAAAGCAGUCUAAGAAAAGGAAAAAGGAGAAACCCAAAAAACAGAAAGUUAAGAAGGAAAAACGACACAAACGUAAAAAGGACAAGAAAGCAAAAGGAGGAGAGGAAAACACGGGACCUGUACAAAUCUCCAAGUACUUGAAGGACAAGAAGAAGGGCAAGUACAGCAUGAUUUCAGGGAAGAAGAUAAAAAUGAAAGUAAAGAAGUCGAAAAAAGACAAACAGCGAGAUAAAAAUCGAGCAGAACUUCUUGAGUUCUUGAACUCCACCCUGUGAUGCCACUCAGAUCCUCCGGCAGAACUCCGGAGACAACAACUCUGCUUUUCAGGAGAACAACAAUGAAGAGUUUUCUGAGAAAGAGAUGAUUACAACUUGCAUUGACACACAGGCAGCACACGGCCUGAUGGGGCGAAGAAGCCGCGUUCAGAACACUUUCCUGAUUUUCAUCGUGGCGCCGUCCAGGCGGCGGAUUCUUCAGCGUGAGCCGGUAGCUUUUGUGAUGAGAGAAAUGUUUGUGACCAGCAGUGUCAUCAAAAAUGAUAUCUGUAGUAACUCCACCACAUGAAGGUCGGUGACGGCCGGCGAUCGGCUUUCUUUGUGGUUUGAACUUCUGGUCCCACCCCCUCGAACAGUUUACUCCACCGUUAAAACAUUUUAUCUUUAGAACAUCAGAUCACAGUGUACCAGAAACAUUUUCUUCUUCCAUCUUUUUUAUUUUACUCUUCUUCCAAACCAGCUGCAUACAUUACCCAGAAUUCAACCUGUCAGGCCUCAGAGAUCCGGUAAACUCACUUUGUAACUCGGUCCCAACCCGCCAGACUCAUGUGACAUCACUUAAGUCAAUUUGUCCAACUUCAUGUGGCAUCACACAACUUUUACUCUCACACGCGCAGCGGUACUCGUCAACCCCCCUAAAAAGACUUUGAUGUGUAAAAUCGAUUCGCCUUUAGUUAAUGUCAACCGCUCCUCAUGUAAGAUUACUGUAAAUGUGAGGGUUAUCAGUGUGUACUGAUAUUUAUAUGUGUACCUUUGUUUCAAAUUAUAAGGGAAUCAACUUUGAUGGUAACUGUAUGUAUUAUUCAUAACAUUCAUUCCCCCAGAUUCUGUCUUCUCUAUUGUUUCAACUUUAUUCAUUUUAUUAAAUGGAAAUCAAUCAA
Gasterosteus aculeatus aculeatus (three-spined stickleback) is the source of this 1785-nucleotide messenger RNA. RefSeq lists its product as uncharacterized. Lineage: Eukaryota; Metazoa; Chordata; Actinopteri; Perciformes; Gasterosteidae. The record is from RefSeq and is a predicted model, not a curated record.